Diuraphis noxia (Russian wheat aphid) is the source of this 1684-nucleotide messenger RNA. RefSeq names its product zinc transporter Slc39a7-like. NCBI's taxonomy places the organism in Eukaryota, Metazoa, Arthropoda, Insecta, Hemiptera, Aphididae. Gene Ontology annotation, biological process: zinc ion transmembrane transport; intracellular zinc ion homeostasis. Gene Ontology annotation, molecular function: zinc ion transmembrane transporter activity. The record is from RefSeq and is a predicted model, not a curated record. Gene Ontology annotation, cellular component: membrane.
AUGCCUGAUAUCGUUAUUCGCCAUUCGGUAUCCUACUACCCUAUAUUGUGUUUAGCUAAUCAAAUUAAUCGUUAAUAACCAAUAACGAAGAUAAACUGAUUUACGUAAACGGAUUCCUAUUUCCUAAUUGCCAUUGCCAUAUUGGAUACUAUACUACGGUUUAUAACACAUGRAAAUAGAAACACGAAAAUAAUAUCUUAAUAAUAAUUAUWAUUAUAAUAUCAGUCAGGCGCAGAAUUCUACGUACCGGUACAUUAAGGUAGAGCUCCUGUUUGUCACCGGUCUGAGUCCAACGAAUUGAAAUCGUCCGGCGAGUCAUCUAACAAAUAGCCAUGCUGUCAAAGAAAUGCAUCAAGUACGUUUGCUGGACACUGCUGUUCGCGUUUGUGUUCCUUGGACUGCCAAAACUUUGCUUGAGUCACGGACACCACCACCACCACCAUGAUCACGAUCACGACCACCAUACACCCAAGUCUGUGCCCGCUCCGACCGUCGAUUCAAUGCUGUGGAUCAAAGCUUUGUCGUCCACCGUGGCCAUUAGCGUGCUGCCGUUUUUCGUGUUGUUCUUCAUACCUAUCAGUAACAAGGAUGAACACAAGUCGUUUCUAAAGGUGCUCUUGAGUUUUGCGUCUGGUGGAUUAUUGGGCGACGCAUUCCUACACUUAAUUCCACAUUCAUUGUCCACACACCACCACCAUGGCCAUGAAGAUCAUCACCACAGUAGUGAUGAGUACUCCCAUGAUCACGGUCAACAUUGUAGUGCUGAUUUACAUAGUUCGGAAGAUGGCCAUGACCAUGGCAAUGAGAUAAGAGUGGGAUUGUGGAUCCUAGCCGGCAUAUUGGUGUUCUUGUUUGUUGAGAAAAUGGUUAGAGUGAUAAAAGGUGGCCAUAGCCAUUCACAUUCGUCUGUACGUCCCAAAGAAAAAUURAGUGAUGAUGAAGAUGAAGACGAUGAUACUACCAAAAAUGUUAAACUCCCAAUGCCAAAACAAAGUUUAUCAGUAGCUGGGUGGUUAAAUGUAGUUGCUGAUUUUACACACAACUUUACCGACGGACUUGCCAUUGGUGCUGCAUAUUUAGCCGGUCAAAAUAUUGGUAUAGUCACAACAUUAACAGUAUUACUUCAUGAAGUCCCACACGAAAUUGGAGAUUAUGCAAUUUUAAUUCAAGAAGGCAGUUCUAAGGCAAAUGCUAUGAAAUGUCAGUUAUUAACUGCAAUAGGAGCUAUAUGUGGAACAUUAGUGUCAUUGACGUUUGGAAAAGAAAGUGAAGUUGCAAAUUCAUGGGUACUACCAUUUACAGCCGGUGGUUUCAUUUAUAUUGCAACUGUGAAUGUAAUACCAAGUCUUUUAGAAGACUCUAGUUUCAAACAAUCCAUUAAAGAGAUUUUAGCUUUAUUAGUGGGAGUUUACUUAAUGGUUCUUGUUGCUAAAUAUGAAUAAAUCAACAGUUUAGUAUAGUUUAUUUGACUGAAGUCACAUCCAUACGUCAUGUUGGAACAUAUUUAUUUUAUUUAACAAGAAUACAAUUGUUUUAAGUUAAAUUUUAGCAAUUUGUUUAAAACUACAUUUAAUAAAAGAAAUCAAUACCUAUAAAAUUGUAUAAGGUAUAUUGGUAUUUUAAUCAGAUUUCUAUUUAGAUUGUUUUAAUACCAAUGAACUGAUAUGUGAUAAUAUUUUUUGUA